Messenger RNA from Pomacea canaliculata, 6006 nucleotides. RefSeq names its product deleted in malignant brain tumors 1 protein-like. Gene Ontology annotation, cellular component: membrane. Lineage: Eukaryota; Metazoa; Mollusca; Gastropoda; Architaenioglossa; Ampullariidae. Gene Ontology annotation, molecular function: protein-lysine 6-oxidase activity. The record is from RefSeq and is a predicted model, not a curated record. The coding region runs from base 49 to 3330 and encodes 1093 amino acids. The transcript has 19 exons. Gene Ontology annotation, biological process: peptidyl-lysine oxidation.
UUGUCAGUCAGACACACGAUCAUCUUUAACACAUCGACACCCAGCAUCAUGAUGUACAGGGCCGUCAGUGUUUACUGGAUCUCUGUUCUCCUGGUGCCCAGUGUGGCUCAGCAGAUGCCAGCUCGUGUAGUUAAUGGCACAGCAGACGCAGGACGUCUAGAGAUAUUGUACGAUGGAACUUGGGGCACAGUGUGUGACGAUGGAUUUGGACAGGCAGAGGCCUUGGUAGCCUGCAGGAUGCUAGGAUAUAACAGCACAACAGCAGUAGCCGUGGGGUCAGACAAGUACGGAGUAGGCUCUGGUCCUAUUCUGCUCGAUGACCUGCAGUGUGAGGGGAACGAAACCAGCCUGGCGCAGUGUAAGCAUCCAAGGUUUUACACACACGACUGUCAACACUCGGAGGAUGUCGGCGUCGCAUGCAACAUUAUUUCAGCUCAGCAGAUGUCAGCUCGUGUAGUUGGUGGCACAGCAGACGCAGGACGUCUAGAGAUAUUGUACAAUGGAACUUGGAGCACAGUGUGUGGCAUUAUGUUUCGACAGGAAGAGGCCUUGGUAGCCUGCAGGAUGCUAGGAUUUAACAGCACAACAGCAGUAGCUGUGGGGUCAGACAAGUACGGAGCAGGCUCAGGUCCUAUUCUGUUCAGUGACCUGCAGUGUGAGGGGAACGAAACCAGCCUGGCGCAGUGUCCACACCGAGGAGUCUACAUACACGACUGUACACACUGGCAUGAUGUCGGCGUCAUGUGCAACUUUCCUCAACAGAUGUCAGCUCGUGUAGUUGGUGGCACAGCAGCCGCAGGACGUCUAGAGAUAUUGUACGAUGGAACUUGGAGCACAGUGUGUGGCUAUAAAUUUGGACAGAGAGAGGCCUUGGUAGCCUGCAGGAUGCUGGGAUUUAAUAGCACAACAGCAGUAGCCGUGGGGUCAGUCAAGUACGGAGAAGGCUCUGGUCUUAUUCUGUUCGAUUUGCUGCAGUGUGUGGGGAACGAAACCAGCCUGGCGCAGUGUAAACACUGGGGGCUCUACAAACAAUACUGUCACCAUUUGUGGGAUGUCGGCGUGAUGUGCAACAACACCCAGCAGAUGUCAGCUCGUGUAGUUGGUGGCACAGCAGACGCAGGACGUCUAGAAAUAUUGUACGAUGGAACUUGGAGCACAGUGUGUGGCAAUAGGUUUGGACAGAGAGAGGCCUUGGUAGCCUGCAGGAUGCUAGGAUUCUACAGCACAACAGCAGUAGCCGUGGGUUCAGCAAAGUACGGAGCAGGCUCUGGUCCUAUUCUGUUCGAUGUCUUGCAAUGUGUGGGGAACGAAACCAGCCUGGAGCAGUGUCAACACUCGGGUUUCUACAAACAAUACUUUGGACACUCGUAUGAUGUCGGCGUCAUGUGCAAUAUUACUGACCAAAUGACAGCACGUCUGGCUGGCGGCACUUCACAGGCAGGACGUCUAGAGAUAUUUUUCAACGGGGAAUGGAGCACAGUGUGUAACAAGCAAUUUGGACAGGAAGAGGCUGAGGUAGCUUGCAGGAUGAUGGGAUUCAAAAGUGGUGGAGCAGCAGCUGUCAGCCCCAGUAGAUAUGGACAAGGUUCGGGUCACAUUCUGCUUAACAACGUGACCUGCCAGGGAACAGAAACCAGUCUAGAACAAUGUUGGCAUGACCCCCUGUACACCAGCUACUGUGAUCACUCGCAGGACGUUGGCGUCGUCUGUAACAUCACUGACCAGAUGACAGCACAUCUGGCUAACGGCACUUCACAGGCAGGACGUCUAGAGAUAUUUUUCAACGGAGAAUGGAGCACAGUGUGUAACAAGCAGUUUGGACAGGAAGAGGCUGAGGUAGCUUGCAGGAUGCUAGGAUUCAAAAGUGGUGGAGCAGCAGCUGUCAGCCCUCGUUUAUAUGGACAAGUUUCAGGUCACAUUCUGCUUAACAACGUGGUCUGCCAGGGAACAGAAACCAGUCUAACACAAUGCCAGCAUAGUGGCCUGUACACCAACGCGUGUAACCACUCAAGAGACGUUGGCGUCGUCUGUAACAUCACCAACAAUAUGUCUGCGCGGUUGGUUCACGGUACAUCUGCGGCGGGGCGACUUGAGAUCUUGUUUAACCAGGAAUGGACUACAGUGUGUGACAGAGGAUUUGGACAGGAAGAGGCGCAGGUAGCCUGCAGGAUGCUAGGAUUCAACAGUACUGGAGCAGCAGCUGUGAGUUCUGUUGUUUAUGGAGCAGGGUCAGGCCACAUUUUUCUCGAUGAGCUGAACUGCAAAGGAACAGAAACUAAUCUUGAAAUCUGCUCUAACAGCAUGUUUUAUUUAAACUCUUGUAAGCAUUCGAAUGAUGUUGGUAUCGUCUGUGACAUAGAGCUACGUCUGACGGGCACUAGUCGCACCAGACAAGACCUGGGCCUUGUAGAAAUGAAGACCGGGAGCACGUGGCAAGCUGUUUGCGUGUCUGACGUCACGACGGCGACAGUAGCGUGCAGACAACUCCGUCUACCCACAGGGGCAGCCGUUCACACAGGGGCAUUGUUAUAUGAAGCUAGGAAAAUCCCAGUCCUAGAGGUAUCUUUUACCUGUGAGGGCCAUGAGAACAAUCUUUUCCAUUGCGGCCAGAAUGUAGACGGCUACAAGAGUGAGUGUGACGACAGUGACGUGGGAGUCUUUUGCACCGACAUCCCUUCUGUUUAUAUCGUGUCUGCAAAUGAUUCGUAUCCGCUGAUGGCUGGAAACAAAUCAACUCUCAGGUGUUUGACCCCAAACAGUUACACAAUAGCAGAAAAGCCCGUUUGGUCAGAAACAGCAGGUGGUCGUCCUGAUGGAGAUCUUCUUAUCUUUGAACCUCUGACCAGGACACACAAUAUGAGACGAGUGACAUGCAACUUAACGUCUGUCAAAAAUAUAUCUGGUGAUAGCCUCGUACUAAAUGUUUAUUAUGAGCCGGUCAUCAGAAUAUCACCAAUGAGUAAUGUGAAUACCACAAGGACUGAAAACCUAGUCCUCUAUGAGAUCACUCAGGGACAGGAUGUCAUAUUUGUUUGUAAAGCUGACAGCAACCCACCUUCUGCUUCCAUUACUUGGCGAGGAAUAGUAAGCAGUGAUACCGGGGAACUAAGUAUUACAGCAGCAGACAACAGACACAGUGGUACCUACACCUGUACUGUGACUACUGAAACAGUUGAUGGUGAUGACCGUCUCCCACUGAAGUCAUCUCACCGGUUGAUUAUAAAUGUUAAAGGUUUUAUUCAUCAUCUGUCACUAUUAUUAAUGCUAUUACAUAUUGAAAGGGAAAGUAAAUAUCAAAUUAAAAUCAAAUGGAAGAUGCUGAUGUUCUAAAUCAUUCUUGUUCAUAAUUUCAUGUUAAACAGCAGCUUACGUACACUGUGUAGAUUAAGCACAUUUUUUGUAUAUACAGUAUAAUAUACAGUAAUUGCUCAUGAUAAGCACAGCAGCUGCGAGUGAAGCGAUCACCAAAAUGAAAUAAUAGUAAGUCUCAAUGCAAAAGCGCAAAAGUAUCAAUUUAGUAAGAAUCUAAAUAAAAGUUAUAGCACUAAGGGGUUCAAAACUACGAUGCUUUAUGGAAGUCAUUCUGUUGUGUGCUUACACUUUCUUUUAAAAAAAGACUCGUUCGCCGGAUAGCAAUUUUUAAGUAAGCCAAAAUUUUGAACAGAAAAAAUUAGACAUCAGUGUCUAUCAUUUAAAUUUAAUAUUUGUUCUUAGCCUUUCAGCCACUAUCUUGCUUUUCACAUCCAUUUUUCAAACACAAACAUCACAGCUUGACCACCAAAACUCGUAGAGCCAAGCGCAGCGCGUGUCGUGUCUACAGUGACUGAUGUGAUUUUCUUUCAAUCAUUUUGGAUUGUCCCAACUUCCAGAAAGCAGUCAGAUGUCAGAGGUAAGAAAAUAAAACUAAACUAAAGACUUGUUCUGGAGACUGUGCAUGAGGUGUAGAACAAUUUGAAAGAAACUAGUAGCAGUUAGCGAUUUUGUUGUAGCUCUUUACUUUUGUGUAUCUUAAUGAAUGUUUCCACUUGUUGUCAACGCAUUGAAGAAUGUACAAAAGAGUUUAAUAAUGUUGUGCAUAAAAUAACACAUAUAUGAACUAAUAAUAUUGUUGUUUAAGCAGGUUUCGAAGUUUUUUGUGUUUAAUUGGAUCUGCGCAUAAUGUGUCUCAUUGUAUCUACAACAGUUUCCGCACCACACCUAGAUUUCUCCAAUAGGUAAGGACUGUCUACCAACCACACCAUCAGCCUAAAGGCAAACGAUUGGUCAUAUGAGGCCAAGAAUCUGCUGUGUUAAGGAAAAGUCUUCAGUGGAGAUGAUAUUUGCUUGGAGGAAAGAUUUAUUCUGCGGUAUUUCUUCAUUGAGGGGUUUGUGUUGCUGCGUAUGUAAGUAUGUUGUUCUUAUUAUUAUUCGUGUAAAUAUUCAUAAAGAAGACAAACAUGUUUCGUGUCUUCUGUUUACCUAAAAUCCAAUGAUUCCAUAAACCGGUAGUGGUGAAAUAUUUCUCUGCAUGAGUUAAGUCGUUGAUGUAAUGUCUUUUAUCAUUGACACAUCAAUAAUAAUGCCAAUACUGUUCGCGAAUUCAACUUUUUUUCUGAAACGUUAAUCUUUCGUUGUUUUCUUUUUCUUUUUUUCUUGUUUUUUUCUUUUUUUAGCGUGCCAUGCACAUUUCGUGUUUGUUCUCCUGCCCAGUUUAUUUUGUCAUUUGCGGCUAACAGCAAAACAAAAUUGACUACACAGCCUUUAAUCUAAAAUAAAAAGAAAGGAAGAGCAGAAACGUCCAUCGCGAUGGUCCAUCCUCUAAUCAUCGUUGAUAACCUUAGAAAAAAAGGUGAAAGUAAUCAUUAAACUACGAUUAUUUAAAACUGAGUUGUGCUGAUAGUUAAUUUAUGCUUUAAGAGAAAGUACAACAUUAUUAAAAACAUUAAAUGUAUAGGCUGACCGACUGUCUCCAAAUGCGUUUUUAAAGUCAUCUGCUCGUCUUUGUUUUAAUUAGAAGACCAAAUCAACAGCUUUCUUGUUUCGUCGGUAUUGACACAUUUACUGGUUUGCGAAGAAAAGAGAAAUAAUAAUUAUUUGAUUUUCUGUUUGUUAAAAACAACAGUUUCCAAUUUUGCAAAUAUACGUUUAAAUGAUUAGCGUGUAAAACAUAAUUGAUCAGACCCGUUGAACAUUUUAAAAUUUUAUUUGAACGCUGGGCUGUUAACUGAAGGCUUAUCUCCCUUCAGCAGAUGAUAAUGUGUUAACUCUUACAGGCUAAUUUACUUUUUUAGACGAUGGCUAAUGAGAUAAAGAACCAACCUACGAAAUCUUACUAAGCUGUAAGAUAAUUACUCUUCUGUACUUCCUGCUGUCCUACUAAUAGUAAGGUCUUAGUGUUCAUUAGCAUAUGCUCUUUACAUCAGACUGCAUCUUCAAUUAACACAAAUGACCCUCCCCAACAACAAAUCACUAACAAUCUUUCCAAAUCUGAUCAGCCAUCUUGCUAGCAUUCUUUUGGAACAGUUCUUUUUACCUGUAUUCGAUGUUUUUAUAACUCAUAUUCUACUCCGUCUCUGUGACACCCACCUGUCAUAUUUACAGUACACAGCUUAGCGUGUUAUUUCCGAACAUCGAGAAACAAACUUAAGACCUUAUACUAUUUUUUUUUCAAAAUUAAACAACCAAAGAUUAACAUUAACUGACUCAUGGACAGUAUAAGGUACAUUGCUUAAAUUUUCUAGAUUUCUAGGUGGUCGCAAGAAAAAAGUUGUACACAGUGAUGGACAAGUAGCAAAAAAAUCACUAAAUUUUAUCAUACAUAGAAAAAUAAAAAGAAAGAAAAUAAGGCAUCAUGUUAAAAUACAUAAAACACGAAGAUUUAUUUUUUAAUUACAUGCCGCGCUCUUUUGUAAUAUUAGAGCAGUGGUUCUCAAAGUAUUUCGGACCGCGGACCACUUUACUUAAGUAAGAAAUAUGGCGGACCACCAAGGCCUAAAAAUCAGUCUGUACUAUGAAUUUCAAAUUUAA